This is a messenger RNA of Fulvia fulva, 1284 nucleotides long. RefSeq lists its product as uncharacterized. The coding region runs from base 1 to 1284 and encodes 427 amino acids. Lineage: Eukaryota; Fungi; Ascomycota; Dothideomycetes; Mycosphaerellales; Mycosphaerellaceae. The record is from RefSeq and is a predicted model, not a curated record. The transcript is spliced from 3 exons.
AUGCCAGGUCCCUCAUCCACCGUCGGCAUCAACAUACCUAUAACCCGCAGAGACCUCUUCACCAUCAGCGAAAGCCCCACGCGUCUUGGUCCAGACACCCCGACUAUGGUGAAGGUUGGCAGAGCAUUGGCCACCCGCGUCUUUCAGGCCGUCAAGGAUUCGACUUACCAUGAAUCUACGGGACCAGGCAAGAUCAAAGUGCCACUUCCGAUGUUGACUUUCGUCAAUAUCACCAGGAACGAGGUCGGUAGGACAGAGAUGGAGCAGCUCGCAAGACGGAUCAGGACUGCUGUCUUCAAGGCGUUCAAGGAUACGGAGUAUGUACUGCCGCCUUUUGGGGAGCUGGAUGACGGGGCUGCGAGGAGGUCGAGGGCUCUAGGGGCCAAGGAGACACUGCUGGAUCAACGCAACACCACUACCACAAGCAAUGUUCCAGGACCAAAAACAACAGCCAGAACACCUUUCCAACCCAGAUCCUGCGCCUCCGAGCGACGCCAAGCCAAAGAAACCGUCCCCUGCGACGAAGGCCUCAGAAACGUCCGACAGAUGGUAGGCAAGACCAAAUUGGAGAAGCGCCGGGAUCCAAACUUCGAUCCGACAGCGUUCCGCGGGAAGAUGGACGGACUGAAAGAAGAUCUGCUCAGAGCCUCUGACAAUUUGAACGACAUAGCGAAGACGAAGGAAAUUGUUCGCCAUGCAGGGGAGAAAGCAAGGGCUGCUGCAUUGCCUUCUGACAUGGGAGAGAGUAGUGGACCUGUCAUUCGUAAGCGCAAGGUGCGGGAGCCUGCGUUGGAUAGCGCUUCGGUGAAGAGGUCGAAGCUGGAAGAGUCGGAUCAGCGUCGCAUCGAUGAUUUUUUCGGUGUGAGUAAGCUAGCUCAAGCAGAACAGCAUGCGCCGAUGCCCGAAGCAGCCACCGAACCGCUCCCACCACUGGAGCAGAUCUCAUACCCCUGGGACCUGGUAAAGGGCAAGAACUGUCGCUACCUUUGCAGACACAUUCAUGAGGAGAAGCCAGUCGAGUGGCGCUACCUCGUCGUCACCAACGCCAUCUCCACAGAGCAAGUAGGCGGUGCUUUCUGCAAGCUCACUACGAUCAAAGAGUUACGAGACUGCGUCGGACGCAUUCUGCACCGCAGGCAGAAUAUGAGCAUGUACCAUCGAGGAAAGUUCAUUGCGAGAUCGGCAGACUGGAAGAGACUCGAUACCAUCAAGAUGAAGGAUAAGGAAGACCACGAACUUACGGUCACUUCGGCCGAUGAUGCCAAGGUCCGGGGAUGGUGCUGA